CUCAACUAUCUGCAAAGAAUACUUCGCUGUACAACGGCUAACACCUGAAAAUGUACUACAUCUUCUUCCUGCUCUGUUCGUUAGUGGCGGCCGUACCACUUGAGAAGGUCAGUUAUAAUACUUUGUUCAUCUGCUUCGCUUGCCAUUUAAAUUACUCAUUAAAAUAUCAUUUAUAUUCACAGCGAAUGGAAAGAUGUUUUUUAUGAUCUAUAUCGAUCUUUUUAUGUGUGAAAUAAGUUAUUAUUGUUAUAUUAUUAUUAUUUUUAUUAUUAUUAUUAUUAUUAUUUAUACUUGCAAUAGUUUUUCCUUACAUUUCUGUAAUUAUAAACUUGAAAUGUACGAUUUUCUUUCAAAAUUUGUAUAUGAUCAGUUAGAUUUCUUCAAAUGGCCAGUUGCAUCCAACCCUAUUGAACAUUUAUACACCAUCUAAAUAACCAGUUAUUUUAGAAACAAGUUGACCACUAUAACAUUUCAAUAUGACCACCUACUGGCUAACAAGUUGUAGAAAUCACUUAUUGAAAUUCCAGUUAUAAGUAUUAAAUAAUGAUUAAACCAAGUAUCAAGACUAAUUGAUAUUACUAAUUGAUUAUAUGUUUGUAAACUUAAUUCUUCAGUUUAACUAAAAUAAACUACCACAAAUGAUAUCCGAAUAGCAUUGAGUCUAAAGGGACCCAGGUCCGAAUAGCGGCGAUGCGUUUCAGGUUUCAUUUUGACUAAAUGCUAUUCGGAUGUCAUUUGUGGUCGUUUAUUUUAGUUAAACCUAAGAAGUCCAUUCAAUUAUCUUUCAUUUGAAACCAAAUUUUGUCUUACAAACCCUACAAUAAUAUUUAAAUAUUGUUUGAUAAACCCAAACUUUAACUUCUCGGACCCGGGUCCGAAUAGCCGCAGCCAUCACGAAAUCACAGUUUAGACUAAGCCUUGUACUUAGACUUAAAACUGGAACAUUCUUUGAUCCAGAGAUAUUGGCACUGAACUAAACCAGAAACUCAGACAAAAAUGUAGAUGUAAUGUAUGUAUAAGAAAUCUACACCAUUCGGGAUUGAUAUUCCAGUAAACAAUAAUAUACAUUUGAAAUUAAAUGACGAUAUUGAUAUGCUUCCAUAUUCACAAUCAGUAAAUAUGUUGUAAAAUAAAAUAAACAAAUGAAUGUUAGAUAUCUACCAUUAAAUGUGUUGACUAUUACAACAGAGACAAGAGAAGAGUGACGUCAGCUUGUUGGUAAACAAUUUAAAGGCAACUGUCGCCAACCUCGGCAAAGGUAAAUAUUUCUAAAACCAUCAGCAAUUAUAGCAUUCAUUGGUUUAAAAAACAUAAAAAUAAAGUAAUGUAGAAACCAUAAAAUUAAACGAUUCUGAACAUUCAAGAAAUUUGUCAGUUUGAUGUUCAUGAAUUAACGUCAUACACUCUUUCAAUAGAACUGUCAAAAAAAAAGCUAUUCCUUAGAAAUGUCACUCAAAAACUAUUCCUUAGAACUGUUUAUCAAAAACUAUUCUUUAGAACUGUCAAUCACAAACUAUUCCUUAGAACUGUUUAUCAAAAACUAUUCUUUAGAACUGUCAAUCACAAACUAUUCCUUAGAACUGUUUUAUCGCAAACUAUUCUUUAGAACUGUUACUCAAAAACUAUUAAUUAGAACUGCCAAUCAAAGAGUACUCUUUAAAGGUGUUACUCAAAAACUAUUCCUUAGAACUGUCAAUCAUAAGUAUUCGUUAGAACUGUCAAUCAAAAAAUUUCCUUAUAACUGACAAUCAAAAAACUAUUCCAAAGAGGAUUCGUAGGAACUUGAGGAUGGCUAAAAAAAAAAGUUGGCACAUUAAAAAAGUAGACAGAUAUUUUUAACAAACCAAGACUGAGAUUCAGUGUAUUUCUUAAGACUGGUGCUUUCCUUUAAACGUGUAUAAUCAUAAUCAGGAGAAAUGACUUUCUGAUUAGAAUGCCAUACAGCAAACCAACGGUACAUAAAGAAAUGUGAGUCACAUGACACAGAGUCAAAUACUUGAUAGUGACAUAAACGCUAAAACGCACGUGCUAUGGUUUAUUUUUCUUUUAACUUUAGUGCACUAAGGUAAUAACAUUUAUACAGUAUACAGUAAGGUAAUAGCAUAUAUACAGUAUACAAUAAGCAAGUUGAUUACUUCGUGCUGCUUUUCUUGUUGACACGGUACACAUUCGGUUCAAAUACCAGGGUCAUGCGCAACCCUAUACCAUGGUGGUCUAUGCUUCCGGUUUUGUCCACUCUAACAGAACGAGUAUAAAUUUAAAUGCAUGUCCGCAAAAUAUGUGUAUGUCCUUAAAUAUGUGUAAGUAAUAGUCACGGAGUCAAGUCGGCUAAAGAUUGUCUUGUGAAGUCGGCUAAAGAUUGUCUUGUGAAGUCGGCUAAAGAUUGUCUUGUGAAUUCGGCUAAAGAUUGUCUUGUGGCCAUCGAUUUGUAAAAAAAAAUGUACGCGCCAUUCUGAAUGCACUCUUCAUCAUUCAAUUCAUCUCAUUGAUUAAUUUGUCUAACUAUGAUAGUCAAAAAUUAUGUCAAGGCGUAUCGUGUCCAACAAUUACGACCAACUCAACAUAUGACUUAUCUUGUCAGGUGUGCCCACUAGUGAUCUAAGCAAGGCCAUCACUGACAUCAUUGCUCUAGCUGACGUCAUUAUAGCAAGCCCUGGAGCCAAUGGUAGGUUUGCCUUUUAAAAUGCAUUGGUACUUUAAGUCCAUGAACUUGGUCGACUCUUAUAAUUGUACAUAUUUUUGGCUUACACUUUAUGUGGUGUUUAAAAAAUUUUUCUUGCUCUCAUUGAAUAGGAAUAUUGAAUCAAUGCUAGAGAACAAACAUAUCCUGUACACCAGCCUUGCUUUGUAUUGUAAAACGCUCACAUACUUCCCCAGCUGACAAAAGUCAGGUUGACGAAGUCAUCUCAGCUACCAUUAAAACCAUCAAGAACCAUGCAAAGACAGGUGAGGUUAACAUUUUUUUUAACCAUCAAGAACCAUGUCAAGACAGGUGAGGUUAAAAAAAAAUUUAAACCACCAAGAACCACGCAAAGACAGGUGAGGUUAACAUUUAAACUUUUUAUAAUCAUGAUAAAAUAGGUUUGUUUUUAAAUCAUUGACAUUCUCUAAACCAGCGUAUUCAUAAUCCUACCAUAGUGUCGAUAAAUAUAAAAUCUCUAGCUAUCAAUACCUUAUUAUUUAUCAUAGUAAAUUUCUAUUUGCACAUCUAAAUUGAAAUAGCUGAAAUUUGUGACUACAGUUGACGUCCCUUUUGAGAUCUUUCUUUGGAUAAAUGCCCCCCCCCCCUCAAAUCUCUGGAGACCUCUCAACUCUCCCACACCUUGUGACUUUGUUUUGACACAGUCGCUUUGAUUUGUGGACCUUGACCAACGAAUGUCAACUUUCCUGAUGUAGUACAAAGGGAAGCUCAUAUUUUCCAACCUAGCAGUGGUCCUUAUGGUGAUCUCCCAUUAGUUAGGUCAUUGGGGAUAACCGUAACAAAGUAAUGCCGUGUUACUUGUCAAACAUUUGUAUGAAAUUAAUACUUUUCACAAAGCAUUAAACAAGUCAACAAUUAAAUUUCAAGUUCGAAACAUUUAUCAAAGUUAAUAUUUUCCAUCUAAUAUUUUGACGGCAUGGACAAUUAUGUUAAUUUUUUUUUUCAAUGAUACGAGUAGGCUGCUAGUUUUGUUUUUUUUUUUGUUGAUUUUUUUGCUUCUGAUAUUUUAUGAUGUCUUUGUUCAUUUCAUAACACUCACAGCUGAACUGUGUUAAGACAUUACUAAGACGUUGUCAUGUAUAAAGCUCAUAGUUUAGAACUCACAUCCUAUGAUUAGGAACAGCUACAAUGAAAAUUAACCUUCAGCUAUAUUGUAGCGGUAUCCAAGUAAAAACCAAUGGAUCCUCAGAUACAAACCGAUGUUAUCUUAGAUAAAAACCAAUUUUACUUUAGAUGCAAACCAUUGUUAUCUUAAAUACAAACCAAUGUUAUCUUAGAUAAAAAAACAAUGUUAUUUUAGAUACAAACAGAUGGCAAACAUGUCAGAUGACAAAUGUCACAAUUUAAAGCUAUGUGUAAGCAUGACACAAUCACUGAAAAUAAAUCAGAUUAGAAAAGCCCAGAUUACCAAAGCCCAGAUUACAAAAGCCCAUAUUACCGAAGCCCAGAUAGAUAACCGAAUUCCGGAUUUUAAAAGCCCAGCGACCCAAGUCGUGCAGGUUAAAUCUAAUAGUUCCUAGAUUUUCUGGUUUACAAAGGUUCAUCUGAACUCUUAAUAGUGUCCCCUUGUCUGAUAAAAAGGUCUAAAUUCUCAUGAACCAUCCGUGAACUUAUCUACCAUUAAAAGGUAUUUGCCAAAUGAAAAGAAAAAAAAAAUAAUAAUAAAGAUAAAUUUUUUUUUAUUACUUUAUAAAGGUAAAUUUUUUAACUUUAGAUUAAUUUUAUUUAUUAUUAUUAUUUUAUUAAUUAUUUGACAGUACAUUAAUUUUUUUAAUCUAAAUUGGUGUUAAUGUUUAUUUGAAAUCUUAUUGAAGCGAAGAGUGACUGUUAUCCCAGGAACCUAGGACUAACUUUUGAUUUUGCUUGACCUAUUUCCAGGCAAACUAUCUGCCAGAAUGUGGGAGCUGUCACGUGCCAUCAUUUUGUUGUCAGAUCUUGCCAACGACUUCACUUUGCUAGCAGGUAAUACAUUAUUUAUUAGUGUUAGAGAGUAACUUAGGAAUAAACAAUAAAUUAAAGAUCAUGUUUAAAGUGUUGAACGUCAUAGAGUUCAACUUAUCACUCAUGUCAUACUUUUCGUGGGAGGCAAAUUCUCAUUGUAACGUGAUUUAUAUAGGAGUUCACUAUUUAAAAAGUAUUAUAAUGUGUUCGCCUAACCUUAAACUCAAUGUGGUGUCCUGUGGAAAUCUUACAUUUUUAAUAAAUUUCUGUGUAAAUAACAAAAUAAUGAGAGCACACAUAAUUUUAGUAGAAGUGUUUAGUAUUUGUCCCUACACACUUCCAUUAUGCAUUGAUGUUCCUUUAGAAUGCCUGCUGUCUCAGGUCAAUAAACUACUAGGCUGGUUUGAUAUUGAAUGUAGAGAUACUGUCAAAGAAAGGAACAGUAGUGUAGGUUUGUUUGAUAAUUAAGGCAUAAAGAUACAACUAGAUCGUGCAGAAGGAAAAGUUUAACAAAAUAUGACACCUUUAAAAAAAAAAAACUAAACACAAUUCGUGUUAUUAUUUUGUAAAACUCACCCACUCACCCCCAAAUUGUUUUUCGCUACCCCACCUUCACUCCAAUCUCAACUUUUCCCCCCUUUUCCCCUGCUCAAGACACCCAUAGCCAUUAACCUUCAUACUGUCAAUAUCAUUAUGCUCAGAUGACGAUGAAAAACUUUACAAAGCUGCAGUUGCCGUCAAGGCCACGGGUCAGGCUAUUCUGGAGAGCAUCCAAUUUCUUGGUAAGAUACAAAGGAAGGAAAUAUUCUAUCACUUAACGUCUUGUCAUAUCCCCCCCCCCCGGUAAUUUUACAAUAAUUUCUGGUAUAAACAUAAAUCUGAACAUAUAUUUAUGACGAAAGCCACUUUUUUUUUUUAAAGAUAAGCUAAAAAAAGAUGCUCUUAUUGUUUCAAAUAAAUGGAACUUUGUUUUGAGUUACUGUACUGUAAAUACUGUGUUCAGUCUUGAAAUUCUUUGACUGGUUUAUGUUAAAAUAUCUACUUCCGAGAUUUCACUUCAAUUUAACAAUUGGGGGAGGGGGUGCACCUAAAUUUAACCAUUUGGAGGGUUUCACCAUGCGCUCUUUAUUUUAAAAACAAUAUGACUCACCACUUAGACUUUAUGCCUCACUGAAAAUAAAAUAGAUAUAUACAUUUUUUUCAGGUGAAGACCAAAUAAGUUUUGACGUAAGCCAGAAAGAGAAGAUUAUUGAGAGCGCUGAUAAGCAAUAUCAACGGAAUAUGUGUCUAAGCGUGAAUAAUUGUGAACUAAAGUCUUGAUCUGACAUUCUUGUGUAGGUUUGGCUGUAGAGACAGUGGCGGAUCACUUCACAGAAGAACUGAAGGAUUAAUUUACCGAGCAGAAUUAGAACAUAAAACUGUUUUAAUCGUUUCCUUUAUGCUACGUCCCCAUUAGCCGGUUAAAUAUGUCAGAUUGAUAAGCAGGAAAUACGCGAAACUAAUGUUGGCAAAUUUUGAGAAAAGACGCAACAAAACAUCGAAGAGUUCUUCAGUGUAACACCCCCCCCCCCUUUUUCCACCCCGAUUAAAAAAAAAGAAGGGAAAAAAAAAGCAAUAGCCUACAAUGUAGUGUUACAGAGAAUCUCUCGAAUACCCCAUUGCAUCGAAAUGUUUAUUUUACCUAACCUGAUUGCAGUCUAUCCCCUUUUAUAGCCUUGAUAAAGUAAGGGAGAUUAUCAAAGCAGUCAUUAAAUGCCGCGUCAUGUUCAAAUUCUAUUUCACCGUUACAAUCAAAACACUGCAGCUCAACAGUUUCAUGAGUCAAAUCCUUUGUCAGCAUGUCACGAUUCCUUGUGGUCACACAACCCUGCGCUGCACCGAAUGCACAAUCCUUUGACGUGGUCCCAUCACCUAACGUCACCCCUCCACCAAUAGCCCUCAUGUUUUCUAGAGUACUGACGUCAAAACUCUCAAGAUCUCUACCAGACGGCGUUGAUGAUGAUUUAGAAAAAUCCCAGUCACCAGUUCUAACAAAUUUACCCUGAAUUCGCCGGGUCAGGUUUCGUAUCGCUGACUUGAAUAUCUUACUAAGAACCAAUUGGCUGACAUUCAACCGAAAUUCAUUUUCGCUACUUUUGUCGCUAACAUUCCUUGCGCCAUUAAAUUGAAUUAGGUUAACACUAUGAGCAUGACUUUUGUUUACAAUCAAGGUAGCAUUCCUUUUAUGCCUAUUAUUUAAGACGUUGGUUAAGUUGUAAUGAGAACUCAUGUUGACUUUUGUAUUAAAAGA
This is a messenger RNA of Lymnaea stagnalis (great pond snail), 6932 nucleotides long. The record is from the annotation of a GenBank genome assembly. Lineage: Eukaryota; Metazoa; Mollusca; Gastropoda; Lymnaeidae.